This is a messenger RNA of Xyrichtys novacula (pearly razorfish), 1398 nucleotides long. NCBI's taxonomy places the organism in Eukaryota, Metazoa, Chordata, Actinopteri, Labriformes, Labridae. The record is from the annotation of a GenBank genome assembly.
AUGAGAGGCAAACAAUAUCAUCAACCACUGAAGUUGACAGCGCCUUGGGAGAAGGAUGCUGGCUUUGGGAGGAAGCUUAAAACCUACAGGAAUCAUACCAAGAUAAUAGCACAGCCGGGGAUCGUGAUGAAAGUCCUCCGCAGGAAGAGGAUUGUGUUAUUUAUGGCCUAUUUCUUGCUGCUGGUGCUCACUAUGCUGAACUUAGCUAAUUAUAAAUGGACUAAAGAGCCACAGCAGUGCAAUCACCAGAUGAGGAGCACCACUUAUCAGAGCAGAUCUGACAUUCGCUUCCUCUACAGGCCCUCCCUGGCUAAGAAGAGACAGCUUAUCUAUGUCCUCACCACCUGGAGGUCGGGGUCGUCCUUCUUCGGGGAGCUUUUUAACCAAAAUCCUGAAGUGUUCUUCUUGUACGAGCCGAUGUGGCACAUCUGGCAGAAACUGUACCCUGGUGAUGCGGUGUCUUUACAAGGGGCAGCUAGGGACAUGCUUAGCUCCUUAUACCGCUGUGAUCUGUCUGUUUUCCAACUUUACAACAGCCCUGGGGGCAAGAAUUUCACCUCUUUAGGACUAUUCGGGGCCACCCUCAAUAAAGUGGUGUGCUCCUAUCCCCUGUGCUCUGCCUACAGGAAAGAGGUGGUGGGGAUGGUAGAUGAUAAGGUGUGCAAAAAGUGCCCCCCACAGAGCCUCAGACUGUUGGAGGAGGAGUGCCUCAAAUAUAACACUAUAGUCAUCAAAGGGGUACGCAUUUUGGACGUUAAUGUGUUGGCCCCUCUAAUGGAGGACCCAUCUUUGGAUUUGAAGGUGAUACACCUGGUCAGAGACCCGCGGGCAGUGGCCAACUCUAGGAUCAAAUCCAGACAUGGUUUGAUAAGGGAAAACUUACAGGUGGUCCGGAGUAGGGACCCCAAACUGCGCCGGAUACCUUUCGUAGAUCCAGGUCACAAAGCCAACAAGAAGGACGGCUCAGAUUAUCACUCCAUAGGAGCUAUGGAGGUGAUCUGUGACCGCACCUCCAGGACUUUGAGGACUGCCUUAAACCCACCCGCCUGGCUGAAGGGGAAGUACAUGGCCGUGCGGUACGAGGACCUCGUGGAAAACCCAGUCAAGACCUUGCGGAGCAUCUACCGAUUUGCCAACCUUACCACCAACCAUGACAUUGAGUCGUUUGCGCUUAACAUGACCAGUGGCUCCAGCUCCUCCUCUAAGCCAUUCAUAGUCUCUUCCAGGAAUGCCACACAAGCUGCUAGUGCAUGGAGAACAGUGCUUAGCAUCCAGCAGAUCAAACAAGUGGAGGACUACUGCCACCAUGCCAUGUCUGUUUUAGGGUACGAAAGGGUCAGAACAGCCGGGGAGGCCAAGGACUUGGGCAAAUCACUACUGACACACUCCAAACUGUGA